Harpia harpyja (harpy eagle) is the source of this 3936-nucleotide messenger RNA. RefSeq names its product membrane associated ring-CH-type finger 4 (gene MARCHF4). Gene Ontology annotation, molecular function: ubiquitin-protein transferase activity; zinc ion binding. Bases 1281 to 2483 code for a protein of 400 amino acids. The transcript has 5 exons. Gene Ontology annotation, biological process: protein ubiquitination. NCBI's taxonomy places the organism in Eukaryota, Metazoa, Chordata, Aves, Accipitriformes, Accipitridae. The record is from RefSeq and is a predicted model, not a curated record.
AUCCGAGCCUUUUAGGAGGAAGAAGAGAAUUAUCUGCUCCGAUUUUUUUUUUUCCUGCCAGCGAGAGUGCGACAGACUUGCGAUGGUUGAAUGUCAAUGCCUGUGAGAGAGAACAACAGUCAGAGGAGGAGGAGGACAGAAGGGGAGGAAAAUGAAGGUGGGGACGGUGGUGGAGAGAAAGAAGGAGCCUCGUCCAAUGCAUCAAAAGGAGGUCCCUGCAAUUGCUGAUAGAGCCCUGGCCGCCUCGCCAUCCACAAUGGUCUGUACAAGCUGCCAAUGCGUUUGAUGACGUUCCUGUUUUGUGAAAGGAGGAAAGGAAACGUGACCAUGUAAGAUCCACGUUUCCCCGGUCAAUUACAUGCGAAGAAUAGAUCCGAUUUCGACGGGUUUUUUUGGUCCAGAGUGGUAACAGCUUAGGGAAUAAUACAGCCACCUUCCCUCACCAAUUUCGCUCUGAUUUUUUUGGUGUGGUCCAGACAGCUGCUGGAAUAGAGAAGGACUUUUAAUAUUUACAAUGAAAUCUUUUAAAGGCAACGGGGAAAUCUGAAGCCACCUGGGAGUACAGUGUUGGAAACGUAGGGUGUUUUCCCACAAACAAUGUGAAGGUCUUUUUUGUCAAAGAGGCAAUUUUGAUAAUAACAACAGCUACCAAUUUUGCAUUUUAAUAGCCAGACCGGCUGCUAUUUUGUCUGGGUGCACACCGGGUCUCGUGCGAUCAGGUUUUAUUUUUUAAUUGAAAAAAAAUUAUUAAAAAAUAGAAGAAAAAGGAAAAUUACUUGAGAUGCCAAAUACUGUCGAGAGAACCAUAUUCUCCCUCCUCCCCACACCCACCGGAGACGUGGACCCUUCUUUUUUACAGGCUUAGGAGUUGCGAGAGCCGAUCAGGGGCUUUCUCCCGAGCCCGCCGCCCGCGCCCCCGGACCCUCGGGCGUGGGAGAUUUAUUUCCUCCUCCCGCUGAUUUCUACACAAACUUGUGGAGGGGGGUUAAGAAUCCCCCAGGAGCGCAGAGUCGGGUUUGGUUUGGGGUUUUUUUUUGUGGUUUCUUUUUUUUUUUUUUUUUUAAUUGUCAUCCUCGCCGGCUUUCAGCGGGCUGCCGGGGAUUUCACCCCCUCGCCCUCCGGCUCUGCUUUUGUCCUUUCCCCGCCGGCCAGCGCAGCCCCCCGCCCCCCCCCUCCCCCCGAACAGGCACUGAGGCCGCAGCGGAGCCCCCCCGGCCGCGGGGCGCCCGGCUCCUGCCCUUUUCUUUCCCACCCCGUCCCCGCCUGCCAAGGAAAGGCACAUGUUAAUACCACCCGGCGCGGUCAUUUUCUGCUACUGCUGCUGCGGGCUCCUCCGUCCGAGACAGAUGUUGCGAAACCAAGGCCUCCUCAAGUGCCGCUGCCGCAUGCUCUUCAAUGACCUGAAGGUCUUCCUGCUGCGGAGACCCCCCGCGCCGCCGCCGCCCUCCCCGCCGCCGCCGCUCCCCAUGCCCGGCGGCGCAGAGGCGGCGGCGGCGGGCGGCCCGGCGGGGGCCGCACCGACCGGGGGGCGCGGGCCCGGCUGGCGGGCGGCGGCGGCGGGCGGCGGCGGCGGCGGCGGCGGCGGAGCGGGCAGCCCGGCCGCCGAGGAGUGGGGCAGCCCCGCCGGGGAGCCGCCCGCCUCCCUGCCCAGCAGCACCUCCUCGGAUGACUUCGGCAAGGGCAAGGCCGAGGACCGCUACUCGCUGGGCAGCAGCGUCGACAGCGGCAUCCGCACCCCGCUCUGCAGGAUCUGCUUCCAGGGGCCCGAGCAGGGGGAGUUGCUGAGCCCGUGUCGAUGCGAUGGAUCGGUGAAGUGCACGCACCAGCCAUGUCUGAUCAAAUGGAUUAGCGAGAGAGGCUGCUGGAGCUGUGAGCUGUGUUACUACAAGUAUCACGUCAUUGCCAUAAGCACAAAGAACCCUCUGCAGUGGCAGGCCAUCUCUCUGACAGUCAUUGAGAAGGUUCAGAUAGCAGCGGCCAUCCUGGGUUCACUCUUCCUCAUCGCCAGUAUCUCGUGGCUCAUCUGGUCGACCUUUAGUCCUUCGGCCAAAUGGCAGCGCCAGGACCUGCUCUUCCAGAUCUGCUAUGGAAUGUACGGCUUCAUGGACAUUGUCUGUAUAGGUCUAAUAAUACACGAAGGGCCCUCGGUUUACCGGAUUUUUAAACGGUGGCAGGCGGUCAAUCAGCAGUGGAAAGUGCUGAACUAUGACAAAACAAAGGACAUGGAGGAACAAAAAACAGGGACCAGGACAAAUCAGCGCCCCUCCUCCCAAACCACCCACUCGUCCUCCACUGGUGGUACAGCCACUAACUCCGCUCCAGCCGACAGCGGGGCACGGGCUGCCGGCCAUGCCACAGGCACCCUCUCUGACCACCACUGUGCUUAUACCAUCCUGCAUAUACUCAGCCACCUGAGGCCUCACGAACAGAGGAGUCAGUCUAGUAGUAACAGAGAGCUCGUCAUGAGGGUCACGACGGUCUGAGCCGAGGAAUUCAGGAGGCCUUAACAAGAAGCGGAGGAGACAAAGAACUCAUAAAGCAGAGGAGCAUGGUGUGCCUUUUUCUUUCUCUUUCCUUUUCUUUUCUUUUUUUCUUUUUUUUUUUUUCUCCUCCUCUCCUUUUCUUUUUUGGUAACUGCACAAGAUAUAAGAGGCGGCACCUGGCCAGCUGAGGAAAAAAGCAGGUGGAGGGAGAGCUGCACACUCAUGCUAAAGAGGUUAAUGUUUUCCAGCCAGUUUAAAAAAAAAAAAAAAAGAAAAAAAAACAACAACACAAAUCACAAAAAAACCAACAAAACAAGUGCAAUACAGACUACAAACUGAGUAGGCAGAGUUCUGGGGAAGCAGAGGAACAGACGGCUUAGCAUGUCUUAUAAAUCCUAUUACCUGGAAUAGGUAAUGCUCUGUACACACCCCCCGUACACACACACACGUGCACACAAACACACACACACACACACACACAGUGUGAGAUUUAUAAAAACAAGGAAGGGAACAAAAUAUUUGGAGUAUUUUUAUUGUCCAGACUCUAAUUAACCAGGGCUAUGAGUUGUUUUGUUUCCUGAGUCACUCUGGAGCCUUGUUCGAUUUACCAUAAGAUACCUGAAGUGAAAUGGCUGGGGAUUUUUCAGUAUUGAUUUACAGAAAGAGAGAUUGAAUCAUCCCACCAAGAAAAUCUAACAAAACCCAGGCGUACCCAAAUUUCACCAAAAUCCUGUUUUUUCAUAAUGUUCCUGACAAGGGGUUUGUGAGGGAGGAAUAGGGAGGGGGGAGGGCACUCCAUGAACUUUAUUCAACAUAUAGGCAUUUUUGGCAAAUUUUGUACAAACACUCAGCAGGUGUUUCAAGCACAAGUACUGGUGUGAUUUAUGCCUUCAUAACCCCAAAUCCAGCAUCCAAAUCUUGCCACUCACACACAUCAUUUUCCAUGCAGACUUUCCAGAUUAAUUUCCUUUCAUUUUACUCUGAUCACAAGAAGCUGAUCCCUCUUGCUGGGUUUCUGCUUCCUUGCUGAUUCAGACACUCAUGCAUUACAGAUGUACAUCUUUUUUUUUUGGUGUCUGUAUCCCUGCUGCUCGAUUUGCAACAGUCUCACUCAGUCUUGUAGGCUGAGCCUUUCACAUCCAGUCUGUUAGUUUAUUACAGAGUCUAUUCCAUUCAAUCAUUCAAGAGAGAGUUAGUCUGAAGAGGGAGCACAGUUGCUGAUUGAAUAUGUAACACUUCUAAUAAGUCUCCUUCUCUGGGAUAUGUCCUCGAAGGUACUGGUUGCUCUUCAGGAACAUUCUCUUUCAAUGCACAAUGGCUGAAUCAUCUGUGGAUAUUAAAGGGACACUGUCAAGUACUUUUAAAAUAGUUUUUAGGGUUUGGGCUUUUUUUACUCUCCAUUGUUUGUAAUAUUCUCUUACAAGCUUGAAAAUAAAAUUUCUUUCCCUACCGA